Messenger RNA from Cavia porcellus (domestic guinea pig), 25279 nucleotides. RefSeq names its product histone H2B type 1-C/E/F/G/I. The record is from RefSeq and is a predicted model, not a curated record. Gene Ontology annotation, molecular function: DNA binding; protein heterodimerization activity; structural constituent of chromatin. Lineage: Eukaryota; Metazoa; Chordata; Mammalia; Rodentia; Caviidae. Gene Ontology annotation, cellular component: nucleosome. Bases 58 to 438 code for a protein of 126 amino acids. The transcript is spliced from 2 exons. Gene Ontology annotation, biological process: viral process.
AGGCAGCGCCUGUCCGGCCUCCCUUCAGUCUGUUCGGUCCUCGACCCUGCUUGCAAGAUGCCUGAGCCCGCAAAGUCCGCUCCAGCCCCGAAGAAGGGGUCGAAGAAGGCGGUGACCAAGGCGCAGAAGAAGGACGGCAAGAAGCGCAAGCGCAGCCGCAAGGAGAGCUACUCUGUGUACGUGUACAAGGUGCUGAAGCAAGUGCACCCGGACACGGGCAUCUCGUCCAAGGCCAUGGGCAUCAUGAACUCGUUCGUGAACGACAUCUUCGAGCGCAUCGCGGGCGAGGCUUCGCGCCUGGCGCACUACAACAAGCGCUCGACCAUCACGUCUCGGGAGAUCCAGACGGCCGUGCGUCUGCUGCUGCCCGGGGAGCUGGCCAAGCACGCGGUGUCGGAGGGCACCAAGGCCGUCACCAAGUACACGAGCUCCAAGUGAGUGCGUGAGGUCGCCGUUCUGUCUGCACUUCACCCCCAAAGGCUCUUUUCAGAGCCACCUACCUCUUUCAGAAAAAGAGCAGCUUGUAACCUUUUGUUAGUAUUUCUCUGCUUUUUGGAGUGAGGCCUGCGAGUUUUUUUAGGUGACUGGAUAAAAUGGACGGGUUUCUAAAGUGGUUUCUGUGUGUAUUGUGUGUAUGUAUGCAUUUGUAGACAAUCUGCAAGGUUAAGUUUGCUUUGAUGGAAGUCCUAGGGAAAAAAAUGGGACUUAUUCUUGCUGCGGUACCAGGGCGUUGAUCUGACUGUAAGAAGCGUUCUGCCCUCCCGUCUUUGGCCGGGCGCCUGCGCUGCUUAAAAACCUUGAUAUGGCGUGUUUUCCGCCUUAUUGUGAGGGCAAAGUAAAUGUCCCCUUGCAGCGCUAGAGCGCCGAGCUCCGGAGGUUGGAGCCGCUGCUCAUUGUCUCCUAUACUCGGGUUUUGCGGGGAAAUUGAAGAAGGACCCGCGGGAGCGAUGAGGCACGGUGACUGCACCUCGCGUUUUACACCGAACCCAACAACCUGGUCCCCUCCUGCUUCCCGUGUUCUAUUAGGACAGCGGUGCCACAGACUCUUGGAAAGGGCCCUGUCGGCCAUCGCAAUCCUGUCGCUUCAUCCCGCCUCUAAAACCCUGCGCGAAGGCACUUGCAUUGUAAAUCUGAAUAGCAAACUUCCUCCGCAAGACACGCUCCGAGCUUCUUUCCAGUCGCUCUGGUGUUCCCUCCCCUAGCGCUGGGGGCGGGCGGUCUCAGGUCUGGCACAGGCCACAGCAUCCGCGAGGUUCUGCUCGUCAGCCAGGUACGGCCGGCGCGCGUCCCUUCCGACCUGGGACGCUGGCGACACCCCCGCUUGCACCCCAGCUCUCCUGUGCUGUCACUCCUGAGCGCUGUAGUCGCCUGGAGUACGCUGUUCCGGCGGAUGGGAAAGGGCGUCGGCCUCCUCUGCCACCCCGUGGCCACAAGCAGAAGCACAGGUCCCGGCGCGUUUCCGGGGCUGCAGGGGUGAGGCUCCUAGGCAAGGAGGCCCGGUUCCUGGUCACCCCUGGAUCUAAAACCGAGUCUCCAGGAGUCAUUCGCUCGUGGGCGAGGGCAGGGUAGUGGGGACACGGCCAGUGGAAAGGACUGUUCAUUUCUAGUCCAAACCAAAAAAAACCCCACAAAAGUAGUUCUAAAAAUGCUCUAGUUUAGUCCUCAGCAUGGUAAAUAUCUGACUACUAUAAAUCCGAACCCCGACGGAAAUAACGAGCCUUGGCUUCUUUUGCCAGGCUGAUGGUCUGAAGAUUUGGCGCAUAUUAGGCAUAUGAUGAGCCUAUGGUUUUCCCACCAUGAACAAGCCAGUGUAGAUCCAGCAACUGCAACCAUAUGCAGGCUUUCUUAAAUUUCUUUCUCUCACCUUGGAGCAAGGUUGCUGUUUCCUUUUCAGCCCAGGUAGACUUCCGCAGAUGGGCUAAUUCUUUUCCAAAUGCUCGAAUCAGCACUUUGGCAGUGUCUACUCCUAACCGUGUCCAAACACCCCACGAACACUGCCACUUUGACAGGGCUGAUGUGACAUUUCACCUGGGCCUGGGAUGGGUCCCUUGGAAAGGUGCUUGGAGCAGAGGGGGCAGCAGGGCACCCACUGCUCUCCAGCUGCAACCCUGUAUGAGUCCAGGCCGUCUUUCCCUUCCCGGCUUUGUACUAUGGGUGGUGAGGCAGGACUGCUGGUCCUCCGAGGCUCCUUGGCCAUGCCAUCCAUCCCGAAUGAAGAGUUGUGCCCAUCCCUCCUGCCCCACAGGCCUGCUUUCUCCCAGGGCUAUCUCUGGGACCCACAAGAUGGACACAGAACUCUGCCCACGAGGUGGUCAGGCAUGGCAGCUGCACUUGUUAGAAAGGGCAUCGGGAGAGCUAUGGUGAACCCGGGUUUCCACCAGCACACGUCCCAGACACUUAACCCCAGGUGGUUCUGUUGCUCUCCAAGGCUGGAGAUGUUCAGAAUGCUCCAGCUGAGGAAUUCCCUGGGUUCCCAAAGCUCAUCCCAGCCCCCUGAACAGAAGAAUGGGCUGCAAUCCUCUCCACCUUCAUUAGGGCCUCAGUCAUCGGGUUGGAGCCCUGUGAAUGCAACCUGUGCAUGUGUAUGUGUGUGCGUGAGUGUGCAUAUGUGUGUGUGUAUGUCAGAGAGAGAGAGAGAACAGUGCAGUUCCAGGAAUGAACUCCAGUCCUGUGGUGUGUGAGUAAGUGGAACUGUCCCUUAGGAAGGGAACCAAGGGUUGAACUUGAUAACAUUAUGUAACAUUUUAGUCAGAUUACUGGCUGGAACUGUAAUCUUUGCUUGCUUUCACAGGGCAUGAAACAACUGGUCUGUCAGAAAAUGUAUUACAGAUUUACCUGUUGGUCCCUUUGAUCUGUGUCAUUUGCCUAAAACAUGCUUGUCACUUGCUCAGUUUUUACAAUUUGAGAUUCAAAUGUGCUCCUUGAUUAUUGAACAGGUUGAGAAAAAACCAUUUAGGGCAUAAUCCUGAACUCUCAUUAGAUGUGGUGUCCGGAAUGGGUAACUUCACAAAUGCACAUGCUCAGGCUUGCUGCUCUAGGGACCUUUUUAAAUUUAUUUUUUAUUAUUUUUCAUCCUGUGGUUCUUUAUACACUGUUGGCUCAAGUUCUCCAUCAAAUGGGGGUACCAGCACCAGAUGAUGGAGCUCCUAUGCAACCUUUUACUCUUUUUACACUUAAUUUGUGGCUUGAUUACAAGAGGGUGUAAAAUGACUUUAAAAGUCUCUAAGCUAUAGAUAUCCUGGUUCUACAGUUGGCUUUUGAGCACGCCAACCACAAUUGCCAACAAGCUAUUAACCAGUCAAGCUGGCUGAUGAUAUAGGGGUAUAUGUUAAAGUGAGCCAAAACAUCGGGUCACCUUCUUACAAUCCCACGUUGAUGGCCCAGUCUGUUUCCUGGCAAACCCAAUAAGAUUUUCUAAUUAAGAGAUGCUCUUGAAGAAACAAAAGUUUACAUAUGGUUCUGACAAUUUAUUACUACUAAUCUCAUGGUACCUCGAAUGCAUGCCUGCCUUCCAGACAUUCAGUCUGAUGAAAUGUAAAACUGGGGUUAUUUAUAGUGAUAACCUUUUUUAGAUUCAGAAAUCUGCCCUUUUCUUGUGCUUCAGCUACUUACGAUGAGAUAUAUGUUAAAUCAACAUGAGAUUACCAGUCGUGAGAUUAUCUUUAAAAACUUUAUAUGAUCUGUGUUAUAUGUAUCACUCCGUUCUAUACUAUGGAUAGACAUUUAACUAUGUUGCACAAAUGCUAAAAUACUAUUUAUGGCUUUUUAUCUCAAGUUUUCUCUGUAAACUUUAUAGCUGUUAUACCAACACAAGUGAUAAGAAAUGACAAUCCCUGGCUAUAUUUUAUAUUUUAAAGUACUUGAUAUCCAGAUAAAAUUAUAAUAGUUAAACUCAGUAGUUCCACUACCAUACUGUUUCUGAGGUUAUACAAGACAAAAAAGGCCAUCUUAUGCAACAACAUUGUGUAUCAGCCUUUGCCUGCCUCUAAAGACAUAGUGACCUGCUUAUAUUAGCAGACCCACUAACAAUGAUUCCAGCUUUGGGGAAUUAUGCAUGUGACUUGAAUUCCCUAUGAUCCUAGGGACAAGCAGUUAUUGAAAGAUGUUUUAACCUUAAAACAACAAUUAAUAAAACAAAAAAGCAAAAGCCAGACAAUCCAGAUGUUGCCACAGAUGCAACUACAUUUGGCAAUUUACGUUUCCCAUUUCUUAAAUCCAGCUCAUAGGCCCUCAGCGCCCCCUCCAUGCUUCACUGACAAAGUUCUUGCUUUCCAAGAGUGGACAUAGGCCCUGGGUCUCAUCUUCACAUGGCUCCACAGACAGGUGACCACUAGGGAGGAAGUGUUGGGCGCAGGCGCUCAACAUACCAUACCCCACCCGGGACUAAGGACCACGCCAGCUUCCGCAAUGCGCUACGUCCCUCUUUAAAUUAGCCAACCCGUGCGCACUUCGUGCUCACUCCGUACUCUGUGGCAACUCCUGAUUGGCCACAGCUGGAUAUAAUAGCCGGAGCCUACAUCCCAUUCCCGCCCUGCUUCCUUGUGGCAGCCUGUGAUUGGUCACGGCCGAAUAUAUAAACCAGAGCCCGCCUAAAUAAACUAGCAGUUAACUGUCGUCCACAAAAGCGUCUCCUGUCUCCUGUUUCAUUGGAGCUGCGCCGGUCAACUGGUGGCCCGUACGGGGAGCCCGGAGCACUGAGACCCUCUCUCCGACAGGACGAGGAGAGCUGAGACCCUCUCUCCAAUGGAACAGAGACAUUAACAGGUAAAACCGUCAAGCGCUGAUAGCGGGGGCUACUCGGCGGGCGAGGGCUGACAGGUUAAACUGCUCAACGUUGGUAGCGGGGGCUGCGGGCCGGAUAGCAGGGGCUAUCGGGCAACCUUGGGCGGACGCGUCGCAAGGGUCAGGAACUCGUAAAGAGAGUUCCGGGGGCCGAAAAGAGGCAGGUUUUGGGGGCGCCGUAAAGGGGCGCGGGGACUAAGCUGUCCCUGUAUAAAAAAAAAAAAAAAAAAAAAAAAAAGGAAAAAAAAAUAAAAUAAAAUAAAAAGAAACUCUUGAAAUUCCGGUUAACAUGGGUAACACGGCUACUCAGCCACUGUCAGUCGCCUUAAGCGACUUACUGAGAGAAAAGGGAUUACAAAUGAAACAAGAACAAAUUCAAAACUUCCUCGAUCAGGUCGAUAAGGUAGCACCUUGGUUUGGUCCCACGGGGUCCAUUACCAUCCCCAGCUGGGAUAAAUUAGGGAGAGAUCUUGACUUUGCAGCAGAAAAUGGCCUCUUGGAGCCAGGAGUCAGACCCCUUUGGGCAGUGGUGAGAAGCUGCCUUGCAGACACCUCUUGUCGUGACCAUAUAAGGGCUGGCGCCAUGGCGCUUGAUUACCAUCAGGCAGAAUCCUCCUGCGAGCAAUCUCGUGAGCCCAGUGCCGCAGGCGAGGUGACCCCACCCAAUUCAGAAACAAAGGACUCGUCAGAUAAUGAGGGGGAGGAAGAAGAAGUAUACAAAAUGGUGGAUGCAGACACCACCAAAAGAGGGGAAGUCACACACACGCAGUCGAGAGGGCCUUACUCUGAGGCCAUAAAUGAGCUGCAAUGCAGGAUUUCUCAGAGUAAAUGGGUCAAUGAAAGUGAGUACGGGAUCCCAGGGCCGCCCUGUAUAAGACCUACAGCUCUACCUCCCGACCCGCCAGAUUAUCAUGCUCACCGGAGACCCUGCCAUCAGCUAUGUAGCUGUCCGCAACGGGUCCAGACGUCCCCUGGGACAUUCCAGGAAGACCUUUGGAAUCAAGUCAACAGAGAGGACCCAGGAGGCCUGGGCCAUUUUCUCCAGGCUUUUCCGGUUGCUGUAGAUGCUCAGGGAAACAGAGCCCACCUGCCUAUAGAUAUGAAGGCGAUAAAGCAUCUUAAGGAGGCCAGCACCAUGUACGGUGUUAAUGGGGCGUAUACCCUGUCCCUAGUAGAAGCCCAGGCAGGAAACGCCAUGACACCUGCUGAUUGGGCCAGUUUGUGCAAAGCAGUGCUCAGCCCAGGCCAAUAUCUUGAUUGGAAAGCUUGGAAUGUUGAACUUGCCACAGAACAGGCCCAAGCUAAUGUCCAGAACAAUCAGGCCGCCUGGAACAUAGAUAUGUUAUUAGGACAAGGGCAGUAUCUCAAUAACCAGCUGAUAUUUCCACAAGAGGUGUAUGCACAGAUAAAUAGAAUAGCCAUACAAGCAUGGAAACGGGUCUCAGCUAGGGGAGAAGUCUCAGGCCACUUGACAAAAAUUUUGCAGGGCCCGAGCGAGCCUUUUUCAGAUUUUGUGGCCCACAUGAUGGAGGCAGCAGGGAGAGUUUUUAGAGACGCAGAGACAGCCAUGCCGCUCAUUAAGCAGCUCACAGCUGCUCUGGGUCAGCACCAGGUAUAGUUCGUUAACUUGGCAGGAGUCGGGGCUUGCCAUUGUUGAUGGCCCUACCACGAGACAAAACAAAAGCCGCAUCCAAACUUAUUCAAGAGCAAUUAAAAUUAGGCCAUAUCAAACCCUCAAGUCUAUUCUGUUUAAACAAAAGGAGGGUAUUGCCCAGGGCAUGACACCUAGGGCCAGACUAAAUCUUGCCCUCUUCACUUACAAUUUUGUAAACAUCAACCCACAAGGAUCCACGCCAGCACAGCUACAUGCCAACCCUGUCGCACCCAAACAUGGUUGGGUACGCUGGAAAGACCUCCUGCAUGGGGUGUGGAGAGGCCCCAGCCCAGUACUUAGUUGGGCGAGAGGGGCGGUCUGUGUCUUCCCGCAGGAAGAAGGCAGCGAACCUGUCUGGGUCCCGGAACGCCUGAUACGUCCCUGCAAACCACCAGACCCUGACCCAGAGGAAACGUCAACCACAGAACAGGGGAACCAACAGGAGCCUCACAAGCCAGACCAAGCAAGUAUACCCACAACUCCCAUUAACCAUGGCACCUUGGCCAACUCCCCUGGUUAGUAGCCUCCUUUUCCCUUCCUUCUUACAUCUCGUACGGCCCUUGCAGCCAAUGACUUUUCUAAAUUGCUCCACCGCAACCUGUUAUAUGUUAUAAUGUUGGGAUAACAGUACACUUUCAGCUGUUGUUAUGCAGGUACUCCAGUUCGUACCGGUUCCAGUUAUGGUGGACUCAGACGAAUUUCCUGUGAUCCAGCUCGGGCCAACUCUCCAAUUGGCUUUCAUAAAGGAAUGGGCAGAAACAGGGGCUCUGGCUACCAUGACUACACUUGCCGUUGCCGCAUUCGGCAGUCUACUUCUGCUCUGUCGGAUUCGCAGACAAAGGAAUAGGGACAAAGUAUCAAACAAGCAAUGCUGAUCAUGGAAUCUGGUCAAAGCCCGGCAGCAUGGCUCGCCAUGCUGUGACGCAGGUGUGGAGCAAAGCAUCGCAGGGGGUGUCGUCCUUGGCCAGGAGACACCCCGGUCCCCAUGUCGGUGAGCAUGUGGGUUGGGCUCAUAAAACAAUACUCCCACCCCCUCCAAAAGAGCACCAACGAGUAGUGAGGCACUGUCAUGACUGCAUCGUGACACCUCACGAGGGGCACCGACCUCUGGAGACCCUGCGUCAGUUAUAAAGAAAGGGGGAGAUGUUGGGCGCAGGCGCUCAACAUACCAUACCCCACCCGGGACUAAGGACCACGCCAGCUUCCGCAAUGCGCUAUGUCCCUCUUUAAAUUAGCCAACCCGUGCGCACUUCGUGCUCACUCUGUACUCUGUGGCAACUCCUGAUUGGCCACAGCUGGAUAUAGUAGCCGGAGCCUACAUCCCAUUCCCGCCCUGCUUCCUUGUGGCAGCCUGUGAUUGGUCACGGCCGAAUAUAUAAACCAGAGCCCGCCUAAAUAAACUAGCAGUUAACUGUCGUCCACAAAAGCGUCUCCUGUCUCCUGUUUCAUUGGAGCUGCGCCGGUCAACUGGUGGCCCGUACGGGGAGCCCGGAGCACUGAGACCCUCUCUCCGACAGGACGAGGAGAGCUGAGACCCUCUCUCCAAUGGAACAGAGACAUUAACAGGUAAAACCGUCAAGCGCUGAUAGCGGGGGCUACUCGGCGGGCGAGGGCUGACAGGUUAAACUGCUCAACGUUGGUAGCGGGGGCUGCGGGCCGGAUAGCAGGGGCUAUCGGGCAACCUUGGGCGGACGCGUCGCAAGGGUCAGGAACUCGUAAAGAGAGUUCCGGGGGCCGAAAAGAGGCAGGUUUUGGGGGCGCCGUAAAGGGGCGCGGGGACUAAGCUGUCCCUGUAUAAAAAAAAAAAAAAAAAAAAAAAAAGGAAAAAAAAAUAAAAUAAAAUAAAAAGAAACUCUUGAAAUUCCGGUUAACAUGGGUAACACGGCUACUCAGCCACUGUCAGUCGCCUUAAGCGACUUACUGAGAGAAAAGGGAUUACAAAUGAAACAAGAACAAAUUCAAAACUUCCUCGAUCAGGUCGAUAAGGUAGCACCUUGGUUUGGUCCCACGGGGUCCAUUACCAUCCCCAGCUGGGAUAAAUUAGGGAGAGAUCUUGACUUUGCAGCAGAAAAUGGCCUCUUGGAGCCAGGAGUCAGACCCCUUUGGGCAGUGGUGAGAAGCUGCCUUGCAGACACCUCUUGUCGUGACCAUAUAAGGGCUGGCGCCAUGGCGCUUGAUUACCAUCAGGCAGAAUCCUCCUGCGAGCAAUCUCGUGAGCCCAGUGCCGCAGGCGAGGUGACCCCACCCAAUUCAGAAACAAAGGACUCGUCAGAUAAUGAGGGGGAGGAAGAAGAAGUAUACAAAAUGGUGGAUGCAGACACCACCAAAAGAGGGGAAGUCACACACACGCAGUCGAGAGGGCCUUACUCUGAGGCCAUAAAUGAGCUGCAAUGCAGGAUUUCUCAGAGUAAAUGGGUCAAUGAAAGUGAGUACGGGAUCCCAGGGCCGCCCUGUAUAAGACCUACAGCUCUACCUCCCGACCCGCCAGAUUAUCAUGCUCACCGGAGACCCUGCCAUCAGCUAUGUAGCUGUCCGCAACGGGUCCAGACGUCCCCUGGGACAUUCCAGGAAGACCUUUGGAAUCAAGUCAACAGAGAGGACCCAGGAGGCCUGGGCCAUUUUCUCCAGGCUUUUCCGGUUGCUGUAGAUGCUCAGGGAAACAGAGCCCACCUGCCUAUAGAUAUGAAGGCGAUAAAGCAUCUUAAGGAGGCCAGCACCAUGUACGGUGUUAAUGGGGCGUAUACCCUGUCCCUAGUAGAAGCCCAGGCAGGAAACGCCAUGACACCUGCUGAUUGGGCCAGUUUGUGCAAAGCAGUGCUCAGCCCAGGCCAAUAUCUUGAUUGGAAAGCUUGGAAUGUUGAACUUGCCACAGAACAGGCCCAAGCUAAUGUCCAGAACAAUCAGGCCGCCUGGAACAUAGAUAUGUUAUUAGGACAAGGGCAGUAUCUCAAUAACCAGCUGAUAUUUCCACAAGAGGUGUAUGCACAGAUAAAUAGAAUAGCCAUACAAGCAUGGAAACGGGUCUCAGCUAGGGGAGAAGUCUCAGGCCACUUGACAAAAAUUUUGCAGGGCCCGAGCGAGCCUUUUUCAGAUUUUGUGGCCCACAUGAUGGAGGCAGCAGGGAGAGUUUUUAGAGACGCAGAGACAGCCAUGCCGCUCAUUAAGCAGCUCACAGCUGCUCUGGGUCAGCACCAGGUAUAGUUCGUUAACUUGGCAGGAGUCGGGGCUUGCCAUUGUUGAUGGCCCUACCACGAGACAAAACAAAAGCCGCAUCCAAACUUAUUCAAGAGCAAUUAAAAUUAGGCCAUAUCAAACCCUCAAGUCUAUUCUGUUUAAACAAAAGGAGGGUAUUGCCCAGGGCAUGACACCUAGGGCCAGACUAAAUCUUGCCCUCUUCACUUACAAUUUUGUAAACAUCAACCCACAAGGAUCCACGCCAGCACAGCUACAUGCCAACCCUGUCGCACCCAAACAUGGUUGGGUACGCUGGAAAGACCUCCUGCAUGGGGUGUGGAGAGGCCCCAGCCCAGUACUUAGUUGGGCGAGAGGGGCGGUCUGUGUCUUCCCGCAGGAAGAAGGCAGCGAACCUGUCUGGGUCCCGGAACGCCUGAUACGUCCCUGCAAACCACCAGACCCUGACCCAGAGGAAACGUCAACCACAGAACAGGGGAACCAACAGGAGCCUCACAAGCCAGACCAAGCAAGUAUACCCACAACUCCCAUUAACCAUGGCACCUUGGCCAACUCCCCUGGUUAGUAGCCUCCUUUUCCCUUCCUUCUUACAUCUCGUACGGCCCUUGCAGCCAAUGACUUUUCUAAAUUGCUCCACCGCAACCUGUUAUAUGUUAUAAUGUUGGGAUAACAGUACACUUUCAGCUGUUGUUAUGCAGGUACUCCAGUUCGUACCGGUUCCAGUUAUGGUGGACUCAGACGAAUUUCCUGUGAUCCAGCUCGGGCCAACUCUCCAAUUGGCUUUCAUAAAGGAAUGGGCAGAAACAGGGGCUCUGGCUACCAUGACUACACUUGCCGUUGCCGCAUUCGGCAGUCUACUUCUGCUCUGUCGGAUUCGCAGACAAAGGAAUAGGGACAAAGUAUCAAACAAGCAAUGCUGAUCAUGGAAUCUGGUCAAAGCCCGGCAGCAUGGCUCGCCAUGCUGUGACGCAGGUGUGGAGCAAAGCAUCGCAGGGGGUGUCGUCCUUGGCCAGGAGACACCCCGGUCCCCAUGUCGGUGAGCAUGUGGGUUGGGCUCAUAAAACAAUACUCCCACCCCCUCCAAAAGAGCACCAACGAGUAGUGAGGCACUGUCAUGACUGCAUCGUGACACCUCACGAGGGGCACCGACCUCUGGAGACCCUGCGUCAGUUAUAAAGAAAGGGGGAGAUGUUGGGCGCAGGCGCUCAACAUACCAUACCCCACCCGGGACUAAGGACCACGCCAGCUUCCGCAAUGCGCUAUGUCCCUCUUUAAAUUAGCCAACCCGUGCGCACUUCGUGCUCACUCUGUACUCUGUGGCAACUCCUGAUUGGCCACAGCUGGAUAUAGUAGCCGGAGCCUACAUCCCAUUCCCGCCCUGCUUCCUUGUGGCAGCCUGUGAUUGGUCACGGCCGAAUAUAUAAACCAGAGCCCGCCUAAAUAAACUAGCAGUUAACUGUCGUCCACAAAAGCGUCUCCUGUCUCCUGUUUCAUUGGAGCUGCGCCGGUCAACUGGUGGCCCGUACGGGGAGCCCGGAGCACUGAGACCCUCUCUCCGACAGGACGAGGAGAGCUGAGACCCUCUCUCCAAUGGAACAGAGACAUUAACAGGUAAAACCGUCAAGCGCUGAUAGCGGGGGCUACUCGGCGGGCGAGGGCUGACAGGUUAAACUGCUCAACGUUGGUAGCGGGGGCUGCGGGCCGGAUAGCAGGGGCUAUCGGGCAACCUUGGGCGGACGCGUCGCAAGGGUCAGGAACUCGUAAAGAGAGUUCCGGGGGCCGAAAAGAGGCAGGUUUUGGGGGCGCCGUAAAGGGGCGCGGGGACUAAGCUGUCCCUGUAUAAAAAAAAAAAAAAAAAAAAAAAAAGGAAAAAAAAAUAAAAUAAAAUAAAAAGAAACUCUUGAAAUUCCGGUUAACAUGGGUAACACGGCUACUCAGCCACUGUCAGUCGCCUUAAGCGACUUACUGAGAGAAAAGGGAUUACAAAUGAAACAAGAACAAAUUCAAAACUUCCUCGAUCAGGUCGAUAAGGUAGCACCUUGGUUUGGUCCCACGGGGUCCAUUACCAUCCCCAGCUGGGAUAAAUUAGGGAGAGAUCUUGACUUUGCAGCAGAAAAUGGCCUCUUGGAGCCAGGAGUCAGACCCCUUUGGGCAGUGGUGAGAAGCUGCCUUGCAGACACCUCUUGUCGUGACCAUAUAAGGGCUGGCGCCAUGGCGCUUGAUUACCAUCAGGCAGAAUCCUCCUGCGAGCAAUCUCGUGAGCCCAGUGCCGCAGGCGAGGUGACCCCACCCAAUUCAGAAACAAAGGACUCGUCAGAUAAUGAGGGGGAGGAAGAAGAAGUAUACAAAAUGGUGGAUGCAGACACCACCAAAAGAGGGGAAGUCACACACACGCAGUCGAGAGGGCCUUACUCUGAGGCCAUAAAUGAGCUGCAAUGCAGGAUUUCUCAGAGUAAAUGGGUCAAUGAAAGUGAGUACGGGAUCCCAGGGCCGCCCUGUAUAAGACCUACAGCUCUACCUCCCGACCCGCCAGAUUAUCAUGCUCACCGGAGACCCUGCCAUCAGCUAUGUAGCUGUCCGCAACGGGUCCAGACGUCCCCUGGGACAUUCCAGGAAGACCUUUGGAAUCAAGUCAACAGAGAGGACCCAGGAGGCCUGGGCCAUUUUCUCCAGGCUUUUCCGGUUGCUGUAGAUGCUCAGGGAAACAGAGCCCACCUGCCUAUAGAUAUGAAGGCGAUAAAGCAUCUUAAGGAGGCCAGCACCAUGUACGGUGUUAAUGGGGCGUAUACCCUGUCCCUAGUAGAAGCCCAGGCAGGAAACGCCAUGACACCUGCUGAUUGGGCCAGUUUGUGCAAAGCAGUGCUCAGCCCAGGCCAAUAUCUUGAUUGGAAAGCUUGGAAUGUUGAACUUGCCACAGAACAGGCCCAAGCUAAUGUCCAGAACAAUCAGGCCGCCUGGAACAUAGAUAUGUUAUUAGGACAAGGGCAGUAUCUCAAUAACCAGCUGAUAUUUCCACAAGAGGUGUAUGCACAGAUAAAUAGAAUAGCCAUACAAGCAUGGAAACGGGUCUCAGCUAGGGGAGAAGUCUCAGGCCACUUGACAAAAAUUUUGCAGGGCCCGAGCGAGCCUUUUUCAGAUUUUGUGGCCCACAUGAUGGAGGCAGCAGGGAGAGUUUUUAGAGACGCAGAGACAGCCAUGCCGCUCAUUAAGCAGCUCACAGCUGCUCUGGGUCAGCACCAGGUAUAGUUCGUUAACUUGGCAGGAGUCGGGGCUUGCCAUUGUUGAUGGCCCUACCACGAGACAAAACAAAAGCCGCAUCCAAACUUAUUCAAGAGCAAUUAAAAUUAGGCCAUAUCAAACCCUCAAGUCUAUUCUGUUUAAACAAAAGGAGGGUAUUGCCCAGGGCAUGACACCUAGGGCCAGACUAAAUCUUGCCCUCUUCACUUACAAUUUUGUAAACAUCAACCCACAAGGAUCCACGCCAGCACAGCUACAUGCCAACCCUGUCGCACCCAAACAUGGUUGGGUACGCUGGAAAGACCUCCUGCAUGGGGUGUGGAGAGGCCCCAGCCCAGUACUUAGUUGGGCGAGAGGGGCGGUCUGUGUCUUCCCGCAGGAAGAAGGCAGCGAACCUGUCUGGGUCCCGGAACGCCUGAUACGUCCCUGCAAACCACCAGACCCUGACCCAGAGGAAACGUCAACCACAGAACAGGGGAACCAACAGGAGCCUCACAAGCCAGACCAAGCAAGUAUACCCACAACUCCCAUUAACCAUGGCACCUUGGCCAACUCCCCUGGUUAGUAGCCUCCUUUUCCCUUCCUUCUUACAUCUCGUACGGCCCUUGCAGCCAAUGACUUUUCUAAAUUGCUCCACCGCAACCUGUUAUAUGUUAUAAUGUUGGGAUAACAGUACACUUUCAGCUGUUGUUAUGCAGGUACUCCAGUUCGUACCGGUUCCAGUUAUGGUGGACUCAGACGAAUUUCCUGUGAUCCAGCUCGGGCCAACUCUCCAAUUGGCUUUCAUAAAGGAAUGGGCAGAAACAGGGGCUCUGGCUACCAUGACUACACUUGCCGUUGCCGCAUUCGGCAGUCUACUUCUGCUCUGUCGGAUUCGCAGACAAAGGAAUAGGGACAAAGUAUCAAACAAGCAAUGCUGAUCAUGGAAUCUGGUCAAAGCCCGGCAGCAUGGCUCGCCAUGCUGUGACGCAGGUGUGGAGCAAAGCAUCGCAGGGGGUGUCGUCCUUGGCCAGGAGACACCCCGGUCCCCAUGUCGGUGAGCAUGUGGGUUGGGCUCAUAAAACAAUACUCCCACCCCCUCCAAAAGAGCACCAACGAGUAGUGAGGCACUGUCAUGACUGCAUCGUGACACCUCACGAGGGGCACCGACCUCUGGAGACCCUGCGUCAGUUAUAAAGAAAGGGGGAGAUGUUGGGCGCAGGCGCUCAACAUACCAUACCCCACCCGGGACUAAGGACCACGCCAGCUUCCGCAAUGCGCUAUGUCCCUCUUUAAAUUAGCCAACCCGUGCGCACUUCGUGCUCACUCUGUACUCUGUGGCAACUCCUGAUUGGCCACAGCUGGAUAUAGUAGCCGGAGCCUACAUCCCAUUCCCGCCCUGCUUCCUUGUGGCAGCCUGUGAUUGGUCACGGCCGAAUAUAUAAACCAGAGCCCGCCUAAAUAAACUAGCAGUUAACUGUCGUCCACAAAAGCGUCUCCUGUCUCCUGUUUCAUUGGAGCUGCGCCGGUCAACUGGUGGCCCGUACGGGGAGCCCGGAGCACUGAGACCCUCUCUCCGACAGGACGAGGAGAGCUGAGACCCUCUCUCCAAUGGAACAGAGACAUUAACAGGUAAAACCGUCAAGCGCUGAUAGCGGGGGCUACUCGGCGGGCGAGGGCUGACAGGUUAAACUGCUCAACGUUGGUAGCGGGGGCUGCGGGCCGGAUAGCAGGGGCUAUCGGGCAACCUUGGGCGGACGCGUCGCAAGGGUCAGGAACUCGUAAAGAGAGUUCCGGGGGCCGAAAAGAGGCAGGUUUUGGGGGCGCCGUAAAGGGGCGCGGGGACUAAGCUGUCCCUGUAUAAAAAAAAAAAAAAAAAAAAAAAAAGGAAAAAAAAAUAAAAUAAAAUAAAAAGAAACUCUUGAAAUUCCGGUUAACAUGGGUAACACGGCUACUCAGCCACUGUCAGUCGCCUUAAGCGACUUACUGAGAGAAAAGGGAUUACAAAUGAAACAAGAACAAAUUCAAAACUUCCUCGAUCAGGUCGAUAAGGUAGCACCUUGGUUUGGUCCCACGGGGUCCAUUACCAUCCCCAGCUGGGAUAAAUUAGGGAGAGAUCUUGACUUUGCAGCAGAAAAUGGCCUCUUGGAGCCAGGAGUCAGACCCCUUUGGGCAGUGGUGAGAAGCUGCCUUGCAGACACCUCUUGUCGUGACCAUAUAAGGGCUGGCGCCAUGGCGCUUGAUUACCAUCAGGCAGAAUCCUCCUGCGAGCAAUCUCGUGAGCCCAGUGCCGCAGGCGAGGUGACCCCACCCAAUUCAGAAACAAAGGACUCGUCAGAUAAUGAGGGGGAGGAAGAAGAAGUAUACAAAAUGGUGGAUGCAGACACCACCAAAAGAGGGGAAGUCACACACACGCAGUCGAGAGGGCCUUACUCUGAGGCCAUAAAUGAGCUGCAAUGCAGGAUUUCUCAGAGUAAAUGGGUCAAUGAAAGUGAGUACGGGAUCCCAGGGCCGCCCUGUAUAAGACCUACAGCUCUACCUCCCGACCCGCCAGAUUAUCAUGCUCACCGGAGACCCUGCCAUCAGCUAUGUAGCUGUCCGCAACGGGUCCAGACGUCCCCUGGGACAUUCCAGGAAGACCUUUGGAAUCAAGUCAACAGAGAGGACCCAGGAGGCCUGGGCCAUUUUCUCCAGGCUUUUCCGGUUGCUGUAGAUGCUCAGGGAAACAGAGCCCACCUGCCUAUAGAUAUGAAGGCGAUAAAGCAUCUUAAGGAGGCCAGCACCAUGUACGGUGUUAAUGGGGCGUAUACCCUGUCCCUAGUAGAAGCCCAGGCAGGAAACGCCAUGACACCUGCUGAUUGGGCCAGUUUGUGCAAAGCAGUGCUCAGCCCAGGCCAAUAUCUUGAUUGGAAAGCUUGGAAUGUUGAACUUGCCACAGAACAGGCCCAAGCUAAUGUCCAGAACAAUCAGGCCACCUGGAACAUAGAUAUGUUAUUAGGACAAGGGCAGUAUCUCAAUAACCAGCUGAUAUUUCCACAAGAGGUGUAUGCACAGAUAAAUAGAAUAGCCAUACAAGCAUGGAAACGGGUCUCAGCUAGGGGAGAAGUCUCAGGCCACUUGACAAAAAUUUUGCAGGGCCCGAGCGAGCCUUUUUCAGAUUUUGUGGCCCACAUGAUGGAGGCAGCAGGGAGAGUUUUUAGAGACGCAGAGACAGCCAUGCCGCUCAUUAAGCAGCUCACAGCUGCUCUGGGUCAGCACCAGGUAUAGUUCGUUAACUUGGCAGGAGUCGGGGCUUGCCAUUGUUGAUGGCCCUACCACGAGACAAAACAAAAGCCGCAUCCAAACUUAUUCAAGAGCAAUUAAAAUUAGGCCAUAUCAAACCCUCAAGUCUAUUCUGUUUAAACAAAAGGAGGGUAUUGCCCAGGGCAUGACACCUAGGGCCAGACUAAAUCUUGCCCUCUUCACUUACAAUUUUGUAAACAUCAACCCACAAGGAUCCACGCCAGCACAGCUACAUGCCAACCCUGUCGCACCCAAACAUGGUUGGGUACGCUGGAAAGACCUCCUGCAUGGGGUGUGGAGAGGCCCCAGCCCAGUACUUAGUUGGGCGAGAGGGGCGGUCUGUGUCUUCCCGCAGGAAGAAGGCAGCGAACCUGUCUGGGUCCCGGAACGCCUGAUACGUCCCUGCAAACCACCAGACCCUGACCCAGAGGAAACGUCAACCACAGAACAGGGGAACCAACAGGAGCCUCACAAGCCAGACCAAGCAAGUAUACCCACAACUCCCAUUAACCAUGGCACCUUGGCCAACUCCCCUGGUUAGUAGCCUCCUUUUCCCUUCCUUCUUACAUCUCGUACGGCCCUUGCAGCCAAUGACUUUUCUAAAUUGCUCCACCGCAACCUGUUAUAUGUUAUAAUGUUGGGAUAACAGUACACUUUCAGCUGUUGUUAUGCAGGUACUCCAGUUCGUACCGGUUCCAGUUAUGGUGGACUCAGACGAAUUUCCUGUGAUCCAGCUCGGGCCAACUCUCCAAUUGGCUUUCAUAAAGGAAUGGGCAGAAACAGGGGCUCUGGCUACCAUGACUACACUUGCCGUUGCCGCAUUCGGCAGUCUACUUCUGCUCUGUCGGAUUCGCAGACAAAGGAAUAGGGACAAAGUAUCAAACAAGCAAUGCUGAUCAUGGAAUCUGGUCAAAGCCCGGCAGCAUGGCUCGCCAUGCUGUGACGCAGGUGUGGAGCAAAGCAUCGCAGGGGGUGUCGUCCUUGGCCAGGAGACACCCCGGUCCCCAUGUCGGUGAGCAUGUGGGUUGGGCUCAUAAAACAAUACUCCCACCCCCUCCAAAAGAGCACCAACGAGUAGUGAGGCACUGUCAUGACUGCAUCGUGACACCUCACGAGGGGCACCGACCUCUGGAGACCCUGCGUCAGUUAUAAAGAAAGGGGGAGAUGUUGGGCGCAGGCGCUCAACAUACCAUACCCCACCCGGGACUAAGGACCACGCCAGCUUCCGCAAUGCGCUAUGUCCCUCUUUAAAUUAGCCAACCCGUGCACACUUCGUGCUCACUCUGUACUCUGUGGCAACUCCUGAUUGGCCACAGCUGGAUAUAGUAGCCGGAGCCUACAUCCCAUUCCCGCCCUGCUUCCUUGUGGCAGCCUGUGAUUGGUCACGGCCGAAUAUAUAAACCAGAGCCCGCCUAAAUAAACUAGCAGUUAACUGUCGUCCACAAAAGCGUCUCCUGUCUCCUGUUUCAUUGGAGCUGCGCCGGUCAACUGGUGGCCCGUACGGGGAGCCCGGAGCACUGAGACCCUCUCUCCGACAGGACGAGGAGAGCUGAGACCCUCUCUCCAAUGGAACAGAGACAUUAACAGGUAAAACCGUCAAGCGCUGAUAGCGGGGGCUACUCGGCGGGCGAGGGCUGACAGGUUAAACUGCUCAACGUUGGUAGCGGGGGCUGCGGGCCGGAUAGCAGGGGCUAUCGGGCAACCUUGGGCGGACGCGUCGCAAGGGUCAGGAACUCGUAAAGAGAGUUCCGGGGGCCGAAAAGAGGCAGGUUUUGGGGGCGCCGUAAAGGGGCGCGGGGACUAAGCUGUCCCUGUAUAAAAAAAAAAAAAAAAAAAAAAAAAGGAAAAAAAAAUAAAAUAAAAUAAAAAGAAACUCUUGAAAUUCCGGUUAACAUGGGUAACACGGCUACUCAGCCACUGUCAGUCGCCUUAAGCGACUUACUGAGAGAAAAGGGAUUACAAAUGAAACAAGAACAAAUUCAAAACUUCCUCGAUCAGGUCGAUAAGGUAGCACCUUGGUUUGGUCCCACGGGGUCCAUUACCAUCCCCAGCUGGGAUAAAUUAGGGAGAGAUCUUGACUUUGCAGCAGAAAAUGGCCUCUUGGAGCCAGGAGUCAGACCCCUUUGGGCAGUGGUGAGAAGCUGCCUUGCAGACACCUCUUGUCGUGACCAUAUAAGGGCUGGCGCCAUGGCGCUUGAUUACCAUCAGGCAGAAUCCUCCUGCGAGCAAUCUCGUGAGCCCAGUGCCGCAGGCGAGGUGACCCCACCCAAUUCAGAAACAAAGGACUCGUCAGAUAAUGAGGGGGAGGAAGAAGAAGUAUACAAAAUGGUGGAUGCAGACACCACCAAAAGAGGGGAAGUCACACACACGCAGUCGAGAGGGCCUUACUCUGAGGCCAUAAAUGAGCUGCAAUGCAGGAUUUCUCAGAGUAAAUGGGUCAAUGAAAGUGAGUACGGGAUCCCAGGGCCGCCCUGUAUAAGACCUACAGCUCUACCUCCCGACCCGCCAGAUUAUCAUGCUCACCGGAGACCCUGCCAUCAGCUAUGUAGCUGUCCGCAACGGGUCCAGACGUCCCCUGGGACAUUCCAGGAAGACCUUUGGAAUCAAGUCAACAGAGAGGACCCAGGAGGCCUGGGCCAUUUUCUCCAGGCUUUUCCGGUUGCUGUAGAUGCUCAGGGAAACAGAGCCCACCUGCCUAUAGAUAUGAAGGCGAUAAAGCAUCUUAAGGAGGCCAGCACCAUGUACGGUGUUAAUGGGGCGUAUACCCUGUCCCUAGUAGAAGCCCAGGCAGGAAACGCCAUGACACCUGCUGAUUGGGCCAGUUUGUGCAAAGCAGUGCUCAGCCCAGGCCAAUAUCUUGAUUGGAAAGCUUGGAAUGUUGAACUUGCCACAGAACAGGCCCAAGCUAAUGUCCAGAACAAUCAGGCCGCCUGGAACAUAGAUAUGUUAUUAGGACAAGGGCAGUAUCUCAAUAACCAGCUGAUAUUUCCACAAGAGGUGUAUGCACAGAUAAAUAGAAUAGCCAUACAAGCAUGGAAACGGGUCUCAGCUAGGGGAGAAGUCUCAGGCCACUUGACAAAAAUUUUGCAGGGCCCGAGCGAGCCUUUUUCAGAUUUUGUGGCCCACAUGAUGGAGGCAGCAGGGAGAGUUUUUAGAGACGCAGAGACAGCCAUGCCGCUCAUUAAGCAGCUCACAGCUGCUCUGGGUCAGCACCAGGUAUAGUUCGUUAACUUGGCAGGAGUCGGGGCUUGCCAUUGUUGAUGGCCCUACCACGAGACAAAACAAAAGCCGCAUCCAAACUUAUUCAAGAGCAAUUAAAAUUAGGCCAUAUCAAACCCUCAAGUCUAUUCUGUUUAAACAAAAGGAGGGUAUUGCCCAGGGCAUGACACCUAGGGCCAGACUAAAUCUUGCCCUCUUCACUUACAAUUUUGUAAACAUCAACCCACAAGGAUCCACGCCAGCACAGCUACAUGCCAACCCUGUCGCACCCAAACAUGGUUGGGUACGCUGGAAAGACCUCCUGCAUGGGGUGUGGAGAGGCCCCAGCCCAGUACUUAGUUGGGCGAGAGGGGCGGUCUGUGUCUUCCCGCAGGAAGAAGGCAGCGAACCUGUCUGGGUCCCGGAACGCCUGAUACGUCCCUGCAAACCACCAGACCCUGACCCAGAGGAAACGUCAACCACAGAACAGGGGAACCAACAGGAGCCUCACAAGCCAGACCAAGCAAGUAUACCCACAACUCCCAUUAACCAUGGCACCUUGGCCAACUCCCCUGGUUAGUAGCCUCCUUUUCCCUUCCUUCUUACAUCUCGUACGGCCCUUGCAGCCAAUGACUUUUCUAAAUUGCUCCACCGCAACCUGUUAUAUGUUAUAAUGUUGGGAUAACAGUACACUUUCAGCUGUUGUUAUGCAGGUACUCCAGUUCGUACCGGUUCCAGUUAUGGUGGACUCAGACGAAUUUCCUGUGAUCCAGCUCGGGCCAACUCUCCAAUUGGCUUUCAUAAAGGAAUGGGCAGAAACAGGGGCUCUGGCUACCAUGACUACACUUGCCGUUGCCGCAUUCGGCAGUCUACUUCUGCUCUGUCGGAUUCGCAGACAAAGGAAUAGGGACAAAGUAUCAAACAAGCAAUGCUGAUCAUGGAAUCUGGUCAAAGCCCGGCAGCAUGGCUCGCCAUGCUGUGACGCAGGUGUGGAGCAAAGCAUCGCAGGGGGUGUCGUCCUUGGCCAGGAGACACCCCGGUCCCCAUGUCGGUGAGCAUGUGGGUUGGGCUCAUAAAACAAUACUCCCACCCCCUCCAAAAGAGCACCAACGAGUAGUGAGGCACUGUCAUGACUGCAUCGUGACACCUCACGAGGGGCACCGACCUCUGGAGACCCUGCGUCAGUUAUAAAGAAAGGGGGAGAUGUUGGGCGCAGGCGCUCAACAUACCAUACCCCACCCGGGACUAAGGACCACGCCAGCUUCCGCAAUGCGCUAUGUCCCUCUUUAAAUUAGCCAACCCGUGCGCACUUCGUGCUCACUCUGUACUCUGUGGCAACUCCUGAUUGGCCACAGCUGGAUAUAGUAGCCGGAGCCUACAUCCCAUUCCCGCCCUGCUUCCUUGUGGCAGCCUGUGAUUGGUCACGGCCGAAUAUAUAAACCAGAGCCCGCCUAAAUAAACUAGCAGUUAACUGUCGUCCACAAAAGCGUCUCCUGUCUCCUGUUUCAUUGGAGCUGCGCCGGUCAACUGGUGGCCCGUACGGGGAGCCCGGAGCACUGAGACCCUCUCUCCGACAGGACGAGGAGAGCUGAGACCCUCUCUCCAAUGGAACAGAGACAUUAACAGGUAAAACCGUCAAGCGCUGAUAGCGGGGGCUACUCGGCGGGCGAGGGCUGACAGGUUAAACUGCUCAACGUUGGUAGCGGGGGCUGCGGGCCGGAUAGCAGGGGCUAUCGGGCAACCUUGGGCGGACGCGUCGCAAGGGUCAGGAACUCGUAAAGAGAGUUCCGGGGGCCGAAAAGAGGCAGGUUUUGGGGGCGCCGUAAAGGGGCGCGGGGACUAAGCUGUCCCUGUAUAAAAAAAAAAAAAAAAAAAAAAAAAGGAAAAAAAAAUAAAAUAAAAUAAAAAGAAACUCUUGAAAUUCCGGUUAACAUGGGUAACACGGCUACUCAGCCACUGUCAGUCGCCUUAAGCGACUUACUGAGAGAAAAGGGAUUACAAAUGAAACAAGAACAAAUUCAAAACUUCCUCGAUCAGGUCGAUAAGGUAGCACCUUGGUUUGGUCCCACGGGGUCCAUUACCAUCCCCAGCUGGGAUAAAUUAGGGAGAGAUCUUGACUUUGCAGCAGAAAAUGGCCUCUUGGAGCCAGGAGUCAGACCCCUUUGGGCAGUGGUGAGAAGCUGCCUUGCAGACACCUCUUGUCGUGACCAUAUAAGGGCUGGCGCCAUGGCGCUUGAUUACCAUCAGGCAGAAUCCUCCUGCGAGCAAUCUCGUGAGCCCAGUGCCGCAGGCGAGGUGACCCCACCCAAUUCAGAAACAAAGGACUCGUCAGAUAAUGAGGGGGAGGAAGAAGAAGUAUACAAAAUGGUGGAUGCAGACACCACCAAAAGAGGGGAAGUCACACACACGCAGUCGAGAGGGCCUUACUCUGAGGCCAUAAAUGAGCUGCAAUGCAGGAUUUCUCAGAGUAAAUGGGUCAAUGAAAGUGAGUACGGGAUCCCAGGGCCGCCCUGUAUAAGACCUACAGCUCUACCUCCCGACCCGCCAGAUUAUCAUGCUCACCGGAGACCCUGCCAUCAGCUAUGUAGCUGUCCGCAACGGGUCCAGACGUCCCCUGGGACAUUCCAGGAAGACCUUUGGAAUCAAGUCAACAGAGAGGACCCAGGAGGCCUGGGCCAUUUUCUCCAGGCUUUUCCGGUUGCUGUAGAUGCUCAGGGAAACAGAGCCCACCUGCCUAUAGAUAUGAAGGCGAUAAAGCAUCUUAAGGAGGCCAGCACCAUGUACGGUGUUAAUGGGGCGUAUACCCUGUCCCUAGUAGAAGCCCAGGCAGGAAACGCCAUGACACCUGCUGAUUGGGCCAGUUUGUGCAAAGCAGUGCUCAGCCCAGGCCAAUAUCUUGAUUGGAAAGCUUGGAAUGUUGAACUUGCCACAGAACAGGCCCAAGCUAAUGUCCAGAACAAUCAGGCCACCUGGAACAUAGAUAUGUUAUUAGGACAAGGGCAGUAUCUCAAUAACCAGCUGAUAUUUCCACAAGAGGUGUAUGCACAGAUAAAUAGAAUAGCCAUACAAGCAUGGAAACGGGUCUCAGCUAGGGGAGAAGUCUCAGGCCACUUGACAAAAAUUUUGCAGGGCCCGAGCGAGCCUUUUUCAGAUUUUGUGGCCCACAUGAUGGAGGCAGCAGGGAGAGUUUUUAGAGACGCAGAGACAGCCAUGCCGCUCAUUAAGCAGCUCACAGCUGCUCUGGGUCAGCACCAGGUAUAGUUCGUUAACUUGGCAGGAGUCGGGGCUUGCCAUUGUUGAUGGCCCUACCACGAGACAAAACAAAAGCCGCAUCCAAACUUAUUCAAGAGCAAUUAAAAUUAGGCCAUAUCAAACCCUCAAGUCUAUUCUGUUUAAACAAAAGGAGGGUAUUGCCCAGGGCAUGACACCUAGGGCCAGACUAAAUCUUGCCCUCUUCACUUACAAUUUUGUAAACAUCAACCCACAAGGAUCCACGCCAGCACAGCUACAUGCCAACCCUGUCGCACCCAAACAUGGUUGGGUACGCUGGAAAGACCUCCUGCAUGGGGUGUGGAGAGGCCCCAGCCCAGUACUUAGUUGGGCGAGAGGGGCGGUCUGUGUCUUCCCGCAGGAAGAAGGCAGCGAACCUGUCUGGGUCCCGGAACGCCUGAUACGUCCCUGCAAACCACCAGACCCUGACCCAGAGGAAACGUCAACCACAGAACAGGGGAACCAACAGGAGCCUCACAAGCCAGACCAAGCAAGUAUACCCACAACUCCCAUUAACCAUGGCACCUUGGCCAACUCCCCUGGUUAGUAGCCUCCUUUUCCCUUCCUUCUUACAUCUCGUACGGCCCUUGCAGCCAAUGACUUUUCUAAAUUGCUCCACCGCAACCUGUUAUAUGUUAUAAUGUUGGGAUAACAGUACACUUUCAGCUGUUGUUAUGCAGGUACUCCAGUUCGUACCGGUUCCAGUUAUGGUGGACUCAGACGAAUUUCCUGUGAUCCAGCUCGGGCCAACUCUCCAAUUGGCUUUCAUAAAGGAAUGGGCAGAAACAGGGGCUCUGGCUACCAUGACUACACUUGCCGUUGCCGCAUUCGGCAGUCUACUUCUGCUCUGUCGGAUUCGCAGACAAAGGAAUAGGGACAAAGUAUCAAACAAGCAAUGCUGAUCAUGGAAUCUGGUCAAAGCCCGGCAGCAUGGCUCGCCAUGCUGUGACGCAGGUGUGGAGCAAAGCAUCGCAGGGGGUGUCGUCCUUGGCCAGGAGACACCCCGGUCCCCAUGUCGGUGAGCAUGUGGGUUGGGCUCAUAAAACAAUACUCCCACCCCCUCCAAAAGAGCACCAACGAGUAGUGAGGCACUGUCAUGACUGCAUCGUGACACCUCACGAGGGGCACCGACCUCUGGAGACCCUGCGUCAGUUAUAAAGAAAGGGGGAGAUGUUGGGCGCAGGCGCUCAACAUACCAUACCCCACCCGGGACUAAGGACCACGCCAGCUUCCGCAAUGCGCUAUGUCCCUCUUUAAAUUAGCCAACCCGUGCACACUUCGUGCUCACUCUGUACUCUGUGGCAACUCCUGAUUGGCCACAGCUGGAUAUAGUAGCCGGAGCCUACAUCCCAUUCCCGCCCUGCUUCCUUGUGGCAGCCUGUGAUUGGUCACGGCCGAAUAUAUAAACCAGAGCCCGCCUAAAUAAACUAGCAGUUAACUGUCGUCCACAAAAGCGUCUCCUGUCUCCUGUUUCAUUGGAGCUGCGCCGGUCAACUGGUGGCCCGUACGGGGAGCCCGGAGCACUGAGACCCUCUCUCCGACAGGACGAGGAGAGCUGAGACCCUCUCUCCAAUGGAACAGAGACAUUAACAGGAAGAAGGCAGCGAACCUGUCUGGGUCCCGGAACGCCUGAUACGUCCCUGCAAACCACCAGACCCUGACCCAGAGGAAACGUCAACCACAGAACAGGGGAACCAACAGGAGCCUCACAAGCCAGACCAAGCAAGUAUACCCACAACUCCCAUUAACCAUGGCACCUUGGCCAACUCCCCUGGUUAGUAGCCUCCUUUUCCCUUCCUUCUUACAUCUCGUACGGCCCUUGCAGCCAAUGACUUUUCUAAAUUGCUCCACCGCAACCUGUUAUAUGUUAUAAUGUUGGGAUAACAGUACACUUUCAGCUGUUGUUAUGCAGGUACUCCAGUUCGUACCGGUUCCAGUUAUGGUGGACUCAGACGAAUUUCCUGUGAUCCAGCUCGGGCCAACUCUCCAAUUGGCUUUCAUAAAGGAAUGGGCAGAAACAGGGGCUCUGGCUACCAUGACUACACUUGCCGUUGCCGCAUUCGGCAGUCUACUUCUGCUCUGUCGGAUUCGCAGACAAAGGAAUAGGGACAAAGUAUCAAACAAGCAAUGCUGAUCAUGGAAUCUGGUCAAAGCCCGGCAGCAUGGCUCGCCAUGCUGUGACGCAGGUGUGGAGCAAAGCAUCGCAGGGGGUGUCGUCCUUGGCCAGGAGACACCCCGGUCCCCAUGUCGGUGAGCAUGUGGGUUGGGCUCAUAAAACAAUACUCCCACCCCCUCCAAAAGAGCACCAACGAGUAGUGAGGCACUGUCAUGACUGCAUCGUGACACCUCACGAGGGGCACCGACCUCUGGAGACCCUGCGUCAGUUAUAAAGAAAGGGGGAGAUGUUGGGCGCAGGCGCUCAACAUACCAUACCCCACCCGGGACUAAGGACCACGCCAGCUUCCGCAAUGCGCUAUGUCCCUCUUUAAAUUAGCCAACCCGUGCGCACUUCGUGCUCACUCUGUACUCUGUGGCAACUCCUGAUUGGCCACAGCUGGAUAUAGUAGCCGGAGCCUACAUCCCAUUCCCGCCCUGCUUCCUUGUGGCAGCCUGUGAUUGGUCACGGCCGAAUAUAUAAACCAGAGCCCGCCUAAAUAAACUAGCAGUUAACUGUCGUCCACAAAA